Sphaerodactylus townsendi is the source of this 3623-nucleotide messenger RNA. RefSeq names its product ectodysplasin A (gene EDA). Gene Ontology annotation, biological process: immune response; animal organ development. The transcript has 8 exons. The coding region runs from base 88 to 1194 and encodes 368 amino acids. Lineage: Eukaryota; Metazoa; Chordata; Lepidosauria; Squamata; Sphaerodactylidae. Gene Ontology annotation, molecular function: tumor necrosis factor receptor binding; death receptor binding; death receptor agonist activity. Gene Ontology annotation, cellular component: membrane. The record is from RefSeq and is a predicted model, not a curated record.
UCUCCGUCGGAGGGCGCGGCGGCGGCGGCGGCUUGGCGCAGAGUGGCCAUGGCCCGGGAGGAGCCGCAGUAGCCGCCCGCCGCCGCCAUGGGCCCGCAGCCGCCUCGAGGGGGGAGCCGCGCGCCGGACGCGCCGGGCGGCGGAGGGGGCGCGUGCGCGUGCGGCCGGCGGGGGUCGGCGGGCGGCGGCGGCGGCGGCGGCGUGUGGCGGGCGCUGGCCGCCUUCUUCGCGCUCUCGCUGGCGCUGCACCUCCUCACGCUCAGCUGCUACCUGGAGCUGCGCUCCGAGGUCCGGCGCCGAGAGCGCGCCCCCGACGACCACGACCACGACGCCGCCCCUCCUCCUCCUCCGCCCGGCCGCCUGCAGCGCCUGGCCGAGCCCCCGGGCGGCCGCCCCGCCCGCCACCAGGUGGCAUUUCUGAAUUUUUUCUCUUCUGAAGAAAGACCUCUCCUGGAAGAAGAAAGCCAACCUAUCCGCCGAAACAAAAGGAGCAAAAACAGUGAAGGAUCAGAGGGCACAAGUACAUCAUCUAAAAAGAAAAAGGGCAAAAAAGCUGGCCCUCCCGGCCCCACUGGGCCCCAAGGACCCCCAGGCCCUCCUGGACCGCAAGGACCUCCGGGAAUCCCUGGGAUCCCUGGCAUUCCAGGCACCACUGUGAUGGGACCUCCGGGACCUCCAGGACCUCCUGGCCCCCAGGGAUCCCCUGGCAUGCAAGGCCCAACUGGUGCCGUGGAUAAAGGAGGACAUAGAGAUGCACAGCCAGCUGUAGUUCAUCUUCAAGGACAAGGAUCAGCAAUCCAAGUAAAGAAUGAUCUUUCAGGUGGAGUGCUGAAUGACUGGUCUCGCAUCACCAUGAACCCCAGAGUAUUUAAGCUACAUGCCCGCAGUGGGGAGCUGGAGGUACUGGUGGACGGCACCUACUUCGUCUAUAGUCAGGUAGAAGUCUAUUACAUCAACUUCACAGAUUUUGCCAGCUACGAGGUGGUGGUGGAUGAGCAGCCCUUCCUGCAGUGCACUCGCAGCAUUGAGACAGGGAAGACCAACUUCAACACCUGUUACACCGCAGGGGUCUGCCUCCUCAGAGCCAGGCAGAAGAUUGCAGUGAAAAUGGUCCACGCGGACAUCUCCAUCAACAUGAGCAAGCACACAACCUUCUUUGGAGCCAUUCGGCUGGGAGAUGCACCAGUGUCCUAAAGGAAUGUGGCACACAAUGAAGGAGGAGGCUCCCAGAACUGCACACUGCCGCCGCCACUGCCGCCCAUUCCAAAGAAUCCCAGUCAGCAACAAAGAGGGUGGACCUGUUUAUUCCUUAAUGUAAAUGCAGGGAGAGCAAAGGCAGGUGGGAGAGCCCUGGGGGGGGGGGAGGAGGAGGAGGGGGGAAGCCUCGGUGACCUUUCUCUUGCAUUUCACAUACCACAGCACUGACAACUUGUUUUCUAGUCCCCACACGAGGACAACGGUUUCCUGCUUGGACAUUGCGCCGUUGAAAGUGUCUGUGGCAGGAGACGGCAGGCGUCAUGCAGCUACCUUGUGCCCACGCAGGAAAGCAAGGGACUUUGGGGGUCUGUCUUUCUCCACUAAGUGGAACAAGUUAUGUUGUGGGGCUGUGUGAUCCCAAUGGGGAAUCAAACCUUUCCUCGGCGGUCGCUCUCUUGGCAGUAGCUAUAAGCAGACCAAGUGGGCAGGUAGAAUGAGUGUCACAGGAGCAGCAACCACCACGAAAAUGCUCUCUGGUAAGCUUGAUGUUCCCCAAGUGAGUGUUGGGUGGCAAUGCUGAGGGACGGUCCAAACGCCUCCGUCAUUGUGCAGCCGUAGAUGCUGAGGUGUCGCUGGGGACCCUCCCACGUCCUGCUUUUCCUUUGGAAAGCUGUUCUAGCCAGAGCGAGCUAAAAUUGCAGAAGCAACUAUAUUCUGCCCCGCGAACCGAUCUUUUGGUGACUGGCCCUGCCAUCCUCAGAGCGCUCGCCUGGAGGAAAGCCCUGCCAGUAGGCCUGAGGAGGAGCCGGAGUAGAGUUGCUUUGGGGCAACCGGUAAAAAAAGGCUUCACUGGGAGCAGAAGCCUGCUGCCAGAGGGAAAUGUUUUGGUUCGAGGCUUCGCGGUGCUUUCCCCUGCCUUCCUGGGCGCCGGAGGUCCCUUUUCAAGAGAGGCCCGUUCUAAAUGUAGCAUUUCAAAUACUAUUUUGCCAUCUUUAGACUUAGGGGGUGCGCAGCGCUGAUGGAGGCUGAAUCGUCAUGCUGUUCGAAUAGCCCUCAACUGUCACUUGUUCUCAGUUGGCGAAUCACAUACAGCCCUGCGUGACCUUUAAUUGUGCACUCAUCUGUGGAAAUGUACUUCUUUCCCAGAAAAUAAUUGCUGUUGGAAAGCUGAUAGGAGCUGCCCAGAUUGUGCUGGAGAAGCUGGAGAGCAGGGCCUGUGUACAAGUCAUCUGUUGGGAUGGAGACACUGAUCUCUUUUUUCAGUUUGCAGCAUUGUUAAGAAGAUACAGGUCAGCUGAGCUAAAUAAGCAGAUGUCUGUAAGAGGUGUUUAGAGGCGGGGAGCAUGAAUAAUGUGUAGGUUUUAUGGAGCAUGCACACUUAAGGGCCUUUCUGGCAGAGUGGAUCUUGUGCCCUCAGGGACCAGUGAGCAGCAUCCUCAUGGUGGACACUCAGGUGAGACCGUUGGGGGAUGGUAAAGCUCACCUUGCUGACGGGCAGUAUUUUUUAAAUGAACUCGUGGUGGGGAAGCUUUGUGCAUGGAUAAGAAACAGUUUGAAGUAGUUGGUAAGAGUUGUUUUCUCAUCUAUGAGUCAUGUAGGCGGAAGCAACAUCACAAGCUGAGGCCUGUCCCAGAUAAUGACUGUCUUGAGGAACAUUGCCUCCUCUUCUGGACAGCUCUAGCAACCUGGUCCAGUAUCUGUUGGCUCUUCCAACCACCCCUGUAUGUGUUUCUGGAGAAAAGAGGGAAACAGAGGUAUUUACUCCACAAUGGGUCUUCUCUCUGUUGAACAGUCAAGAACAGAAGUUCUCCAAUGCCAGGUGUGGACAAUCACAGUUUACUUGAUGGUUGUGAAACCAACAAAUUGUGAAACCAACAAAUAAAAAUCAGAAGUUUUUAUUGGGUUUUUUUAAUAUAGUGAGCAUGCAGAAACAUAAGCAGGAAGGAUUGAGGGCUGUUUUGUGUAUCUGUCAUGCUUUAAGAAGCAUUGAUAGAUCCUUCUAGAAGACUCUUCUAAGACUAUACAAGUCUACUAAAAUUGAAAGUUGCACUGACAUUUACAGACUGAACUUCACUUCAGCUUUCUGGUAGAAACAUGGGGCUAGAUGUUCUGCCUGCCAGAGUGCGCAUCAUUUGUUUUCAGUUUUGAAUACUUCCACAAGCUUUUCAACAUGGCUUCCUGCUUUAGACAGUUUCUGGCUGUUAUUGUCUUAUAUUGUUUGAAGCGAGCUCCUGAGUGACAGAAGGCUUGUAGGCAGAGGUCCAGCAGACCUUCUUACUUUGUGUGAGAAAGAUAGUGGUGCCCUGAUGCUAUCUUCGUUCACAACAUGAUCUGUAUAUAAAAUAUACAUAGUGUAUAUAAAUGGAGAUGUAAGUUUACAUAAAUUGCCCGUAUUUUCUUUGCAAAUAAAACUUUUUUGACCUGAA